This is a messenger RNA of Syngnathoides biaculeatus (alligator pipefish), 1951 nucleotides long. It is a transcript of the gene sdc3, whose product is annotated as syndecan 3. Gene Ontology annotation, biological process: cell migration. The record is from RefSeq and is a predicted model, not a curated record. NCBI's taxonomy places the organism in Eukaryota, Metazoa, Chordata, Actinopteri, Syngnathiformes, Syngnathidae. Gene Ontology annotation, cellular component: cell surface; membrane. The coding region runs from base 360 to 1640 and encodes 426 amino acids. The transcript has 5 exons.
UCGGCACGGAACAUCCUGCCUGGGUGCCUCGUGAGCGGCGAGGGGGGAGGAGAUAGCGACGAGGAGAGAGAGAAAGAAAGAAAGAAAGAAAGAAAAGAGGGAGGGAGGAAAGGAAGAGAGGAAGACACAAGACGGCCGGAGGGGCGGCGAGACGAGCCGGGGCGAAGGGAGACAGAGGCGGCCUGGAAGUAUAGCGAGGAGGUGGGAGACCUUCUCCCCCUUCUUUGUGUGCGUGGAUUCGAACCCUUCCCCCCCCCCUCCCCGGGGGCGGCGGCGCGGGGCGCGCUCUGGAAGUCGAAGCCCGGACGGCUCGGACGACCACCGACCGGGAGGCUGCGGCCGCGCACCGGCGAGCGAGCAUGAGGCUGCCCGCCGACCUGCUGCUGCUGCUGCUGCUGCUGCUGCUGGCGGCGGCCGCUCACGUCGCCGCGGGACAGACGUGGUCGCCCGUCGAUGACGAAGGCUCCACGGCCGACGACUUCUACGACGAUGACGACCUCUACUCGGGCUCCGGCUCUGGAUUUCCCGACGGCAGCGUGAAAGCGACGUCGCCGUCCUCGUCCUUCACCACGGAGGAUCCCGUACCGAUGUCCACCACGCAGGCCACCGGCCCCGCCCCUUCGGCCGCACCGGCGGCCGAGCCCAGCGCCGACCCGGACCCCGCCGUCACGGUGACCGCGGCCCCUUCCACCGCCGCCUCCGUCGCCACCGCCGCCACUCUCCUCCCCACGGAAACGGACGGCGAAAGCGGCGCCUUCUGGGAAAUGGAGUUGGAGAAGGAGAAGCAGCUGGAGCGGGAACGAGAACGCGAGCGGGAGCGGGAACGGGAACGCGAGCGGGUCCGGGAGAUGGAGCGCCAACGGGAGCGCGAGCGCGAGAAAGAACGGGAGCGCGAACGGGAACGCCAACGAGAGCGGGAGAGGGAGCGCGAGCUGGAGCGCUUACGGGCCGCCGCCGCCCGAACAACCGCCGCCCCCAAAACCUCACCCCCCGUCGCCGUGGUGACAACCACAACGCCCGCUGAAGAAGACGAAGAAGAAGAAGAAGAAGAGGAGGACGUGUACCUGUCGCCUGAGCCCACGUCGCCCUACCCCGGGUCGGACGCCACCGCGAAGGAGGAGUCCUCCACCGCCCCGCCCGUGACCACCACCCGGCCCACCACCAUCAAGACCAGGUUCGGGCCCCGGGUUCCCCAGGCAUCCACCACGCUGAGGGCGCCCACGGAGAGAAGCACACGCCCGCCACCGCCGCCGCCGCCGACCACCACACAGGCACGCACGGAGGAGGGCAACAACGAGCUGGCCGCGGCGGGGCCCAGCGGGGACUUCGAGAUCCGCGAGGACCAGCGCAACGACCUGGGCCGGGGCCUGGCGCCGGAGGAUCCGGACCUGCUCGGCAACACGGUGGACGGCGGCAGCUCGGCCGCGCAGCUCCCGCAGAAGAACAUCCUGGAAAGGAAGGAAGUCCUGAUAGCGGUCAUCGUCGGCGGCGUGGUGGGCGCCCUCUUCGCCGCCUUCCUGGUCAUGCUGCUGGUGUAUCGCAUGAAGAAAAAGGACGAGGGCAGCUACACGCUGGAGGAGCCCAAGCAGGCCACCGUCACCUACCAGAAGCCGGACAAGCAGGAGGAGUUUUACGCGUGAGGCGCCGGCGCCGCGCCGAACCUCGCCGAAACCUCCUCUUCCUCUUCCUCUUCCUCUGCAUCGCUUUCCAUCCCCCCACCCUCAUCUUCUUCCUCUCGUCUGCCAACCGCGAGAGCGCCUUUUUGCGGACUCUGAACUUUCUUUUCAGUGAAAGUGUAGAAAAAAAGGGACGGGGGAAAAACAAAAUAUUCUUUGGAGAAAAAAAAAAAAAAACAUGCUUUUUUUUUUUCAAUGUUAUUAAUAUUCUCUUGUUCUGUACGUGACGACGAUAUGAUUAUUUUGUAAGGAAAAACAUCACAACUAAACACAUU